GUUGGGCAAAUGACCGCCCUUUUCGACUCCGCCGGGUAUAGCGAGGCUGGGGUUUGGAGAAGAAGACUUUGGGCGAUGGCUCUCUUGAAACUACUGCCGUCAGCCAACAGCGGGGUCAUCAAGAACCUCGAUCAGAUUGUUAACAUCUGCGUGGACGUGCUGACGGAAGAGAGGGAAGAUGGAGGAAAGAGACUCAAGGAGAGCCUUGCUCAACCACCCGUAGGGGAACCGGACAGCGCAUCUGCCUCCGAACCAAAUCUCCUACAGUCGAGGCUCCUGGAGGCGUUACAAGCCGACGUUGCCGUAACAACGGACUUAAAGGGUCUGGUCAGAGCGAGCAUGGAUGCUUUGCGGGCGACGCUUGGGGACCAGGGUUGGCAGGUAGCGGUUGAAACGGUCGAACCGGUGGUUUUGAGAGAACUACAGCGAAUGGUGGCGUAGCCUAUACCGUAUUGAAGAACC
Molecule: messenger RNA, 462 nt
Organism: Ectocarpus sp. CCAP 1310/34
Lineage: Eukaryota; Phaeophyceae; Ectocarpales; Ectocarpaceae
Source: the annotation of a GenBank genome assembly